UAAAAAUGAUGAGCGGACGCGACUUUGCGUUGUUAAAUAAAAGACAAGAGAACCGAGAGGGAAAGCGGCGAGCGAAGAAGCCGCCGGUUGCGCGUCUCUUCUAAUCUUCAAUAUUCUGGAAAUUCCUCGACAAAAUUCCGCGCCACGACCGACGACCGAUUAUCUGGCAAGUCCGAAAAAUCUCAGCAGGCGUGUCCGACAGCCAAAGAACAAAUUUCCCACUUGAUUCUGCCAGGAGAUAUCGGAACCAACAGUAAGCACAAAAUGGCUCGCAUAACGAGACAGCGAAACGCGAGAAGUCGCCGAGGUGUGAUAAAGCGCCGUUCUCGCAAGCCGAGCAUUCCCGAGUUGGUCUUCAAGUUUCUCGUCGCGGAGGGGGCUGCUCGCGACUCGGAACGCGCUUUUGCGAGCACGGAGUGCCGUUGCUGCGGCCGAAGGCGUCGCGACCACGAGGAAGUCGUAGAUUCCGCGGAUAUUCCGCGAACCGCCGGCAGAAGUAUGGGUUACAAGCCCCGUAAGAGCACCACCGGCAAGGUCUCCAAGCGCCGCGUCAUCACACGACGUCCCGCGUCGAGGGACCUGCCGGCCAUGUACCUGCAAAAAUGCGUGGGCGCCGAGGGGACGAGAAAAGCGAGAAGUUACAUAAAGAAGGCGUUAGACUUCGGCGUUGAGUCUGGCUACCUUAUUCCCUCUGACCCCACGUACAAAGUCCUGCGCGUGUCCUCGGACCUGAUGAGAAGCGAUUCACGGAGGAGCAGGAUAAGCACAUGCGACAGGACCGUCUCUCAGGAGCAGGACAAGAACCUGCGCAGCAGCCCGAGCAAGCUCGACGACCUGCAGGUGCAGGAGCAACGGAGGAGGGGACGCAGGGGACGAGGGCGAGGACGGAGGUCGAGAAGUGACUCGCGUCGCGGGAGGGGCAGGAGGGGCAGGAGGAGGAGGAGGAGGAGGAGGAGGAAGAGCAGGAGCAGGAGUAGGAGCAGAAGCAGGAGCAGGUCGCGCAGGAGGAACAGCAGCCCGCAGAAUCCCGAAGAGGCCGCCGAGGAUGAGGUGGACGAUUACGAGAUAGAUAAGAACGACCCAAAGAGUAACAUUCACAGCGGCGACGUGGAAAGGGAGCCGAAGAGCGCGCGAUCGAACUCGCCUGACGAGAAACAGUCGACGAAGAAAGCCGAAGGGAAUACCUCGGAUUUAUCCGCCGACGAGGACGAGGAGGAGACCGACGACGAGGAGAACGACAAGAAGGUGGCCAGCGCGACGAAUUCGUAGCUUCGCACAAAUACCAUUACGGUCCAUUGCAAUCUACUAAAAUCCCCUGUGACCAGCGCAACCAGAUCCUCCCUCUCUCCAUUUGAUAUUACGAUUUAACAGCGAGCGUCUUCUUCGGAAGACUCGCUUUGUGUAGAAUCCUCGCCGAUUCGUUUACAAGUCUUUCUAUUUUUCGAAACGUCGGUCUUUCACCUGCCGGAAACUCCCGCGCACGCGUACGAUGCGACAGGUACGAUCAUGGCCAGUCACCGUGUUCACCUCACGAAUGUAUACGCAAUUUGACAAUAUAAAAGUGCUGCGUGAAACGGCCCUUGGGGCGCAACCAUCACUCAUCACCCUUCUUGAAGAGAGCCACGCGCGCGUCAGCAAACAUUUCCUUACAGUUCUUACGUCGAAAAUAGACCACCGAUCGGAAGAAAGUGAUAUGGGGAUUGCUUUUCGCUUGCCUGCGCGACCCCUUGUCCAAAAGCACUGCCGAGACCGAAAGCGCGUUUCCCGCGACUCCGCGAAUUUAUUCGACUGCUCUGGAAUCAAUUU
Harpegnathos saltator (Jerdon's jumping ant) is the source of this 1806-nucleotide messenger RNA. Its product is annotated as luc7-like protein 3. NCBI's taxonomy places the organism in Eukaryota, Metazoa, Arthropoda, Insecta, Hymenoptera, Formicidae. Bases 265 to 1269 code for a protein of 334 amino acids. The transcript is spliced from 4 exons. The record is from RefSeq and is a predicted model, not a curated record.